Messenger RNA from Penicillium subrubescens, 1776 nucleotides. RefSeq names its product Zn(II)2Cys6 transcription factor. The coding region runs from base 26 to 1570 and encodes 514 amino acids. The record is from RefSeq and is a predicted model, not a curated record. The transcript is spliced from 3 exons. Gene Ontology annotation, molecular function: transcription cis-regulatory region binding; zinc ion binding; DNA-binding transcription factor activity, RNA polymerase II-specific. Gene Ontology annotation, biological process: positive regulation of transcription by RNA polymerase II. Gene Ontology annotation, cellular component: nucleus. NCBI's taxonomy places the organism in Eukaryota, Fungi, Ascomycota, Eurotiomycetes, Eurotiales, Aspergillaceae.
CCACGAACACCCACCCCCAGCACUCAUGUCGAGAUCCUUUACCGGCUGCACAAGAUGUAAAGCGCGGCGCCAGAAAUGUGACGAGCAAAGACCCAUAUGUGGGCGCUGCCAGUCCGCUGGCGUCCAAUGCAAGUACGCCAUGCAGCUGCAGUGGGGAGGACGUGCGUUUUCGAGAUCGCGAUUCGGGGCCUGCGUGGACACAGGAAACAUGCAGAGACUGGAGUACUCACCUGGGGAGUUCAUCUAUACCACCAAGUCGGCGCAGGCGCAAGCACAAGCACAAGCGCAAGCACAGGCUCAAGCUCAGGCUGCCUCAGAAUUGACCUUAAUCAAGCCCGUCGAUCCCUUUUCCUCCCUCUCGCCCGACCAAAAAGCCCUUUUACACCAUUUCAUCAACGAUGCGUCCCAAAUCACCGCGAGCCACUCGGGCAUGCAGCAAGACAUCUGUCGGAUGAUUGUGCCCAUGGCCCUUCAGACCCCAUCCUUACUCUACGCCACCACCGCAUUGUCCGCAAUACACAUCCAAGCCCUUCAGAACCAGUCCGAAAGCGUCAAAUCGGCGCCAGACAUAGCCCGUCUGAUGGCGCUCAGCCUGGAACACUUCCGGAAAGAGUUACAGAAUCCAUCGUCCAAGGACUCGGAGGCGCUGGUAGCGACAGCCCGAACUCUCUGUUUGGCAGAGAUUCAUUCCGGCGCAAUCAAUCCUAAUUCAUGGCGAGCCCAUAUUGAGGGUGCAAGGGCAUUGAUGAAGACAUUGGGGACGACGGGAGAAAAUUCGCUUCGAACGGAGAGCGGUUUCCGCCGAUACUUGGACCGUUGGUACUGGUCAAUCGUGUCGCUGACAGCGUUGACAGGGAAUGGUCCGCCCAUCGGGGAUACCUCGGACUUUGCGCCUUCAGAUUUGGCAGGGCAAAGAGAGUCGCCAGACUAUCUGGAUGACUAUUGGGGGUUCACAGUCGACCUGGCAGCUGUUUUCAGACAGAUUGGAGCUGCUGCCUGGAGAACCCACCAAGCUGAGAAGGAAUUCCAGAGCCAAGGCUUUGUCGCGGGUGAGAUUGAUGGUAAUGCCGAAGAUGAAGCUGCUGCGUUGGAGUCCUCAAUACGAGAACUUAUGGAUCGAGGCGCGACUUCGCUACCCUCGUUUUACCCUGGAGUGGCAGAAGGGCUGUCCGCAGAGAGUGUACAGCACCUCGCUCUCUGUAACGAGGCAUUCCAACACAGCGCUUUGAUCCAGAUUCAUAAACGACUUCGAAAGACACCGACCACGUCAGUCCUCGUGCAGCAGUCAGUGCAUCGAAUUUUGGAGUGUACUGCUCAGAUUGGACCAUCGGCUGGUCUGAGCCCGUGGGUAAUGUUGACGACUCCCUUAUUUAUUGCGGGCUGUGAGGCACGCGGGGAAGAUCGCGAUACGGUGCGGCAGCUGUUGGCAUCAUUACAUGAUACUAUUCGGGUGCCGAAUGUGUUGCAAUCUUUGAAGUUCCUCGAACAGUAUUGGGCGAAUCAGCUCGGCGAGGACGAGGAUUGGAGUCAUUUCUUGGAUCGGAUGAGAAUUGACUUCAUCCCUUACUAAGGCAUGGGAGUCCUUGGCAAUAUGCAUCAUGUGCUACGAUUGACGUUCCCAGACUGAUGUCUGGAUAUUUUGACCUAUUUAUUUCCGUUUGAUAUCAGCCAGCCACAGGCGCAAUGGCGGCAGGAGGACCCUUUGGAGUACAUAUUUUGCUUGGCUUUAGCGUUUGGAUUUCGUGACAUUAUGAUGAUUCUCUUGUUAUUUACAUG